GUAGCAAGAUUAAGGAAUGAGAACUUGGGCCCAGUUUUUUCCAAGCCUAGAACGGCAGAAUAUGUUCGUAUCCUUUCUGACCUCCCAGGCAAAUUCAACGCCUUCAUGCCAGGAUGGCAGAAGAUGAACCCGAUGCUAAGAGCCCAAAGACUGCGAGAAGGGCCCCCUCAGGUAGUGCUGAGGCAGGGGAACCUACCACCCUUCUUCAGAGGCUCCGAGGUACCAUUUCUAAGGCCGUGCAGAACAAAGUAGAGGGAAUCUUGCAAGAUGUACAGAAAUUUUCAGACAAUGACAAGCUGUAUCUCUACCUUCAGCUCCCCUCAGGGCCCAGUACUGGAGACAAAAGCUCAGAGCCAAGUACACUCAGCAGUGAGGAGUGCAUGUAUGCCUAUAGGUGGAUCCGCAACCACCUAGAAGAGCAUACUGAUACCUGUCUGCCAAAGCAAAGCGUUUAUGAUGCCUAUCGGAAGUACUGUGAGAGCCUCGCUUGUUGCCGCCCACUCAGCACUGCCAACUUUGGCAAAAUCAUCAGAGAGGUCUUCCCUGACAUCAAGGCCCGAAGGCUUGGUGGCCGGGGUCAGUCCAAAUAUUGCUACAGUGGCAUACGAAGAAAGACCUUGGUAUCUAUGCCACCCUUGCCUGGCCUUGACCUAAAGGGCUCUGAGAGUCCAGAAGUGGGCACAGAAGUAACCCCAGCACCUCGGGAUGAACUGGUUGAGGCAGCCUGUGCCCUGACCUGUGACUGGGCAGAACGAAUCCUGAAACGGUCCUUCAGUUCCAUCGUUGAGGUCGCCCGCUUCCUGCUACAGCAUCAUCUCAUCUCUGCCCGAUCUACACAUCCCCAUGUGCUCAAGGCCAUGGGGCUUGCUGAAGAAGAUGAACAUGCCCCUCGGGAACGGACAUCUAAAUCUAAGAAUGGUGUAGAGAACCUAGAGAGUGGCGCCCAUAAGAAACCAGAAAAAUUGACCCAGCCUCCUCAGGAUCUGGAACCCCGAGCUGGGGCUGGUCCCCCAGCACGUGGAGAGCGGAAGAAGAGUAUAGUAGAGAGUCCAGCCCCAGCAGCCAAUAACCCGCAGGUUAAUGCCCUGAUGGCCCGGCUGCCUCCGCUCCUCCCCCGGGCCCCUCGCUCAAUUAUUCAGCAAAUCCCCGUAUCUCCUCCACCCAUCGUAUCUCCUUCACCCAUCGUGGCCUCCAAGCUUUCUUCAGGCACUCUGAAACUGACUGCGCUCCCUGUGUCCAAUAGGGUUAGGGGAUCUCAGGCAGCUGUGCCCAUCAUUAAUAUGAUCUUACCAACUGUUCCUGCUUUGCCUGGACCUGGACCAGCUCCACCUGGGGGGCUCACUCAGCCACUGGGCACAGAGAAUAGGGAGGUAGGCAUAGGUGGUGACCCAGGAUCUCAUGACAAGGGUGUCAAGAGGACAGCCGAAGUAACUGUGAGUGAGGCCAAUGGGCAGGACCCACUAGCAAAAGCAGCAAAGCAGGAUAUAGAGGAUACAGGGAUUGAUGCAAAAAGAAAACGGGGGCGCCCUAGAAAAAAAUCAGGUGGAAGUAGGGAAAGGAAUUCUGCCCCUGACAAGUCAGCAGCUGCCGUGGACUUUGCCCAGUCCUCAAAGUUACCACGGGAGACGUGGGCCUCUGGAGGGGAAAGCAACUCAGCUGGAGGGUCAGAGAGGCCAGGGCCAGUGGGAGAGACUGAGAAGAGGACGGUGCUUGCCGAAGGUCAGGAAGAUGGUGCUGUUUGUAAAGGAGGAAGGGCCCCUAGUUCCCGCCAUGCCAAAGGAGGAGAAGAUAAAAUUCCUCUUGUUACCCCAAAAGUGAGUGUCAUCAGGGGCAGUAGAAGCCAAAAGGAGGCUCUUCAUAUGGAAAAGGGAGAGGUAGACACCGUAGCACAGAGUAAUAAAGAUUUAAAGGGGCAUAUACUUCAAAGUUCUUUAUCCCAUGAGCAGAAAGACCCCAAAGCAGCACCCCCAUGAUAGGCAUGUAGAGAAGAGCGUUUAUAUCCGGAUGUGAACUCUACCUGUCUGCCUUGUAGAGCCCUUCCCUUCACUCGCUUCUCCUCUGGCUCUUCUUUUCCAAAGGGAAUUCAUGCUCUUCUGUAUAGACAGCUGAGGUACCCUGUCUUACACAAUGCCUGCUUCCUGCCUCUGACCUUUUCAGCUCAAUAACCUUGGCUUUAGAGUCACUAGUAAAUCUGUCACCUGGAUCCCUGUGCUAUCCUGUGGAAAGAUAGGGAUGGAUGAUAUGAUGAAUGUAUAGGUUAGGAAUCUUUUGGUUUUAAAUCAUAAAAAACCCAACUCGUACUGGCUUAAAAAUAAAGAUUUAUUGGCUCAUGUAACUGUAAAAUCCAGAGGUAAUGCUGGCUCCAGGUAAAGCUGACCCAGUAGUUCAGUAUGUCUCUAAAUACCUAAUUGACCCCCCCACCCCUGCUGUUCUACCCUCUAUAGGAUCAUCGGAACCCUGGGCUGCCUUGUGGCUGCCAGUACUCCUAGAAUUUACAAUGUUUCCUCAUUUAUGUCCUACCAGAAACAGGGCAUCUUUGUGUCCAAUCCUAGCAAAAACCCUGAUUCAUUCUGAUUAGGCCAGCUUGUGUCACAUAUCCACCCCUAACCAAUCCCUGUGAUCGGGGGAUGGUGUAUGCUAAGUUGCUUAUUCUACAUCUGGGACUGAACCUGUGGAAUAAGGGUAGGAUUAGCCUCCUUAGAAACUGGGAGGAGGAAGUUCCUGGGGAGGCGGCUGACACCUGCCAUGACUAUGAAGUACAUGUGGCUUUAGCAUGCUAGGCUGAGAUCAGCUUUACCUGCUUUUUCCCUCACAGCCUUGGAUUUUUCUUACUGCAGCUGUAACCUCUUCUCAUUCUGGUCUCAGAAGGAAUGAAAGGGAUGUCACUCUUCUUUAGGGACUGUCUCUUUAGUCUCAUUUAGACGACAGUACCCUCCCCUUUUUUUCACCUAUGACUCAGAGAUGGAGCUCCUCUUUUUACUGUUUCUGAAUUUUAGUUUCUCCUCAUUUCUGCUUUCCUGUCUCCCACCCUACUGCCACUAUCACUAAAUAGAGAUUCACUUCUAAUCAUUUUAUUAAAUUCAUUCUGUAUCCACCAGGUGUCAGUCUCUUGGCAUACAUGUUCAGGACUAGCCAGGAUUAUGGGGUUUAGGCUAGCUAUAUGGAAGGAGGUAGUUCUGCAUAUCAGGGAGCACCAAUAGGAAGGGAAUCCAGACCCUCUAGGUGGGUCAUUGGGAAAAGCAGUAAACUAAUAUUUAUCAAGGACCUACUUUAUCUUCUGCGUAGGGUAGCUUCUGUCAGGGAAACUUGGUUCUUCCCAAGAAAUAGAUUUUCUUUCAGGGAAACUUCAUUUGUUCAUUUAUUUCCACCAUAGCAGAUUUUUUAAAAUUAUAAUAUGUAAUAUUUGAUAUCUAUAAAAAUAUAUUUAACAUGAAUAAAUUAUGAAGCAUAAUUAAAUGACUACCUAUGACCCAUCACCCAACUUAUACAUUAAAACAUUUAAAAUAUCAUUGACUUUCUUGUGUUCCUCCCCGUCCUAGCCCCUGCCUCUCGCUAGAGGUAACUACUAUCCUUAAUUUCAUGUUUAUUAAUUACCUAUUAUAUAUAUAUAUGUAUAUGUCCUUUAAAAAUGUAUCAUUUUGCUUUUAGCUUUAUGAAAAUUUUAUACUCCAGUAAGUAUCCUACAGUAGUUUGCUUUUUUCACUUAACAUUAUUUCUAAGGUUCAUCCAUAUUGUAGAAAGCUAUGAUUCGUUCAUUUUCCUCUGUAUAAUAUUCCGUCAAGUACAUAAACCACAAGUUAUUUAUCCAUUAUCAGUGGACUUUGGGUUAUCUUUUGCUAUUACAAACAAUGCUGCUAUGAACAUUCUUGUACAUGUUAGUGCCUUUGUUUUUAGCAAGAUUUCUGAAAAGCUUUCUAAAAUGGUUCUUUUGGUCUGUAUAUCCUGAGUUGGGGACUGUUUCCUCCUCUCUUAUUCUCUGGAAGAGUUUAUAUCAGAUUGAAAUGAACCGUUCCCUGAAAGUGGUAAAACUCACCUGUUAAGCCAUUUGAGCCUGGCAUUUCCUUGUGAGAAAAAUUUUAACUUUUUUAAACUAUUGAUUCAAUCUCUUUAUUUAAUAAUUACAGGCUAUUUGAGCUAUUUCUUUUUGAGUAAAUUUAGGUAAAGUGUUUCUCUAAGAUUUUGUGCAUUUUAUGUCUUUUUUAAAAUGAAGUUUGUUGGUGUUUUUUUUUUGCUCUGCUCUGUGUAGUCAUGUCCUCUUUUUUAUUUCUACUGCUUGUGCUUUCUUUUUUUUCCUUUGCUCAGUUGCACGAGAAAUUUGUUAUCUAUCUUUAGUUACUACUUUGGGCUUUGUUGAUUCUCUCUUAUGUAUCUGUUUUCCAUUUCAUUAUGGACCUUAUCUAUAGUAUUACCUUUUUUCUGGUUUCUUAGAUUUAAUUUUAUGUUCUUUUAUAACAUUUUAAUUUUGACACUUAUCUAAUUAAUUUUCAGGCUGUCUUUUUUUCUUGUGUAAGUUUUUAAGGACCUGCUUCUCUACAUUCCCCAAGUUUUUCUGUUGUAAAGUACUUUAAUUGUUAUUUAGUUCUAAGAAUAUUUAAAUUACUUUAUGACUUUUUUGAUUCAUGAAUUAUUUCAAAAAGUUUUAUAAUUUCCAAGUGUCUGGACAUUUAAAAUUUUAUCUUUUUGAUAUUUUCAGCUUAAUCGCUUGUGCUCAGAGAAUGUGGUCUCUGUGAUACCAGUUCUUUGCAAUUAGUUGGGAUUGUUAUUUUAUAUUCUGUAACUUAUCUUGGAUGUCUAAAUCUGUUUUGUUUUGCCUGUGUUA
Molecule: messenger RNA, 4819 nt
Organism: Miniopterus natalensis
Lineage: Eukaryota; Metazoa; Chordata; Mammalia; Chiroptera; Miniopteridae
Gene: RFX5
Product: regulatory factor X5
Biological process (GO): regulation of transcription by RNA polymerase II
Molecular function (GO): DNA-binding transcription factor activity, RNA polymerase II-specific; RNA polymerase II cis-regulatory region sequence-specific DNA binding
Source: RefSeq, a predicted model, not a curated record